Peronospora matthiolae is the source of this 405-nucleotide messenger RNA. The record is from the annotation of a GenBank genome assembly. NCBI's taxonomy places the organism in Eukaryota, Oomycota, Peronosporomycetes, Peronosporales, Peronosporaceae.
AUGAAUGCUUUCGCUCGCUACUUUUUAAGUGGGCGCGAUCUGCUUUGUGGACUCUUUUUCAAUGACAUUUUCUGGGUCUUUGGCACGGACGUCAUGGUCACGAUUGCCACGUCGCUCGAUGCGCUGAUCAAACUGAUCUUCCCAUGUAAGUUUGCUACUGAUACGAAGAAGCAGAAGAGCUCGAUCUUGGGCCUUGGAGACAUUGUGAUUUCCGGUAUCUCAAUGGCACUGCUGCUGCGAUUCGACGCAAACCGUGCGAAUGUAACCAGUAACGACCAGUCGUUACCCAAGCCGUUUUUCCACGUGAACAUGCUGUGCUAUGUGCUGGGUCUAGUGGCUACAGUUGCGGUCAUGUACUUCUUUGAUGCGGCACAGCCAGCACUGCUGUACCUUGUGCCGGUGUAA